UUUUAUCAAACAUUCAGUUUGUCAGCAACUAUUAAAGAAAGCUGUUCAUCCAGACUACGCGGGCGGAUAUCUUAACAAACUUUACUUUCAACCCAAAUUAUCACAAAGAUGAUCCUUUAUGUUUUUGUUUACAUCAUACUCAUUUUAAUCUUUAAUUCAGGAUUCUCAAUGAGCAUGUGCACUUUAAAGGUCAUGCAGCCUCAAGAGCUUCUUCAUGCGAGAUUUAACCAGUCAAUCUCCAUCUCUUGCCAUGUCAACAUGUCUUGCCAAAACAAAAUGCUGGUGCAAUGGUAUGUGUUUGGGACAGACUCCUAUUAUGAAGUGAAAAUAAGCAAUCACCCAAUGAAGUAUAGAUUGCAAGGCACAGACCUACAUAUCAGCAGCUUCUCAGACAGUGAUGAAGGUGUGUAUUACUGCGCUGCGUCUUAUCAAGAUUUAGCAAACAGUGGCGCACAGGAUAUUGGGACUGGAACAACACUGACAGUGAAAGACAACUAUAAUGUUGGGAAAGUUGUGCUGCUCACACUGGUGGUCUUUCUGUCCCUCUAUAUUUUAAUAAUCCUGACUCUCUUCAUCUGUGUGAAGACUGGACGAGUCACACUGUUAAAAGGAAGACAAAGCCAAAGACAGGGCAAGGGUGAGUCAACCAGGAAUGUCCAUUUUGGUGCUGUGGUGCAAGAACUGUACAGCAAGAGGAACUUGCGCAGGAACAAGAAAAAUACAUCUACUGAAGUAACAAAGAAAAACAAGGUUGAAAAAUCACGGCCCCCCACAGGGAAAGAAGACAUAUACCAAAACCUGAAAAUUCCUUGAUUAAACACUGGAAGCAUGGAAAGCUUUAUAGUACACAAACAACAAAAAUAACAUUUACACAGAAGUGACAGAAAGAAGAACAUUCAACUUAAGAACCAGCUCUUUUCCAAAACUAUACUAUUAUAAGCCAAAUUAGGGGGGGGGGGGUAUGUGAAACUGAAACUUCUAAUAUAGCCACAGACUCUUCUGUGUUGAGGUGAUUCUCUGUUUCACAUCUCCAUAUAAUGCUUUAUUGCCUCUUUUUAAUACAUUCAGUUAUUUGUUCUCAGUUAUUAUUAAUUAUUUUUAAUUCUCUUUUAUAAAAUAAGGCAUGUCUGUACAUAUGCCUGUCUGUUCUGUGCUGUUAAAAUUUAUAUUUGAAUCUUUGUCAUUUUUAUUCUUUUUUAAAAAUUAUUUCUGUAUAACUGCUUUGAGUCUGUUGUUAAAUGUGUUUCCCAUUUUCAUGUAUCUCAAUCAGAAGUAAAGCUCUGGUGUCUUCACAAGUAAAACUAGAGGAAACUACA
Molecule: messenger RNA, 1316 nt
Organism: Tachysurus fulvidraco (yellow catfish)
Lineage: Eukaryota; Metazoa; Chordata; Actinopteri; Siluriformes; Bagridae
Exons: 6
Coding region: 109-813 (234 amino acids)
Source: RefSeq, a predicted model, not a curated record